Messenger RNA from Globicephala melas (long-finned pilot whale), 1407 nucleotides. RefSeq names its product FEZ family zinc finger 1 (gene FEZF1). Gene Ontology annotation, biological process: regulation of transcription by RNA polymerase II. The record is from RefSeq and is a predicted model, not a curated record. Gene Ontology annotation, molecular function: DNA-binding transcription factor activity, RNA polymerase II-specific; RNA polymerase II cis-regulatory region sequence-specific DNA binding. Lineage: Eukaryota; Metazoa; Chordata; Mammalia; Artiodactyla; Delphinidae.
AUGGACAGUAGCUGCCACAACGCGACUGCCAAAAUGUUAGCGACCGCUCCGGCCCGGGGCAACAUGAUGAACACCUCCAAACCCUUGGCUUUCUCCAUCGAAAGAAUCAUGGCACGCACCCCCGAGCCCAAAGCCCUGCCCGUCCCCCACUUCCUGCAGGGAGCCGUGCCCAAGGGGGACCCCAAGCACUCUCUGCAUCUUAACUCGUCGAUCCCCUGCAUGAUCCCCUUCGUGCCCGUGGCGUACGACACGAGCCCUAAGGCGGGAAUGACGGGCUCGGAGCCGCGGAAGGCUAGUCUGGAGGCUCCGGCUGCACCUGCAGAAGCGCCCGUGGCGCCCGCGUUCAGCUGCAGCGAGCUGCUCAACUGCGCGCUGACUCUCAAGGGCGACCUGGCCCGCGACGCGCUCCCGCUGCAGCAGUACAAGCUGGUAAGGCCGCGGGUGGUCAACCAUUCUUCCUUCCACGCCAUGGGAGCCCUGUGCUACCUGAAUCGAGGUGACGGCCCGUGCCACCCGGCGGCCGGCGUUAACAUCCACCCGGUGGCCUCCUACUUCCUCAGUUCCCCUUUGCACCCGCAGCCAAAAACGUAUUUAGCCGAAAGGAAUAAACUGGUGGUCCCGGCGGUGGAGAAGUACCCCUCGGGAGUAGCUUUCAAAGACUUGUCCCAGGCUCAGCUGCAGCAUUACAUGAAAGAAAGCGCCCAGCUCCUGUCGGAAAAAAUAGCGUUCAAAACCUCUGACUUCAGCCGCGGCUCUCCUCAUACCAAGCCCAAAGUUUUCACUUGCGAAGUGUGUGGAAAGGUCUUUAACGCGCACUAUAACUUAACCCGUCACAUGCCGGUGCACACAGGAGCCAGACCCUUCGUUUGCAAAGUUUGUGGAAAGGGCUUCCGGCAAGCCAGCACCCUGUGCAGGCACAAGAUCAUUCACACCCAGGAAAAACCUCAUAAAUGUAACCAGUGUGGCAAAGCAUUUAAUAGAAGUUCUACUUUAAACACGCAUACCCGAAUACACGCAGGCUACAAACCAUUUGUGUGUGAAUUCUGUGGCAAAGGAUUUCAUCAAAAAGGGAAUUACAAAAACCACAAGCUGACCCACAGCGGGGAGAAGCAGUUCAAGUGCAAUAUCUGCAACAAGGCUUUCCACCAGAUUUACAACCUCACAUUCCACAUGCACACCCACAAUGACAAGAAGCCCUUCACCUGCCCCACGUGCGGCAAGGGCUUCUGCAGGAACUUUGACCUCAAGAAGCACGUCCGCAAGCUGCACGACAGCGGCCUGGGGCUGCCCUGCACCUCUGCCGGGGAGCCGGGAGCGGACCCGUCCCCCCCUCUACAGCAGCCGCUGCCCGCGCCACUGCCGCCCCCUGGGCCCCUGCAGCCUGGGCUCCCCCCGGGCCACCAGUGA